AGAGAGCUCCAGUCGGAGAAAAACAAUCUUAAAUUUCGUCCCGAGAUCGAAACCUCGAAACAAUCGAUCAGCUUGGCACUUGACUUGUCUUAUAUAUUCCAAGUACAUAAAAUCGAACUUAUAAGAUAUAUAUAACUAUUUAUCUGCCAAACAGUUCAUUCAAGAAAUAACAGUACAAUGUAGUAAAAAAGGCUCAAUGUUCCUUGGCGAUCAAAGUGAAUGCCACAAUCAUUAUUUUCGCUCAACGUCAUUUUGGAUCCGCCACCGAUAUACAAGCCGCUCAUAGAGACAAUUCGAUUAUGUCGUUUCGCAACAUCUUACGAAAGUGCAUCGAAAAGACGCGCCGCAUGAUUGUUUAUGCGCUCAAGAGAUGAAUCGCCGCCAUAUGAACCAUAAUCAAGAUCAUCAUAGCGGAUUGUCGCGAAAGAGUGUUUGCCGAAGAAUGUCCAAGUGGACUCACCGGUUCCAGGUGGUUUCGGGCACAGCCUGAUUGAGAAAGCGAAUUCGGGAAAACUGGAGAGGAGAGCAAUCGAGAGCGGCCAUGACCAAGUACGGCUUCGCCAGACUAGCCCUAUGGCGGCCGAGACGCUCCAUGACCUCCCAGCCGACCAACAACCAGGAAAACAACCCUCUAAUGGAGGGCGAGGGUGGCGGCGGUGGUGGCGGCCGUUCUGCGACCGGUGCCGGCGGCGGAGGCGGUGGUCGACGGGCACCGAGUCUACGACUGGUGAACGGAAGAGCGACAACGGGCGUAAGUUUACACACCAGCAGCACCGAGUCCGUGCGCUCUCCCCAUCACCAGCAGCAGGUCGGCAACAACAACUGCCACGCCGGUAGCAACCCCACCAACAAUCAUCCACGGCUCAACAAAGAUGACAGCAUCAAAAUCAGUAUCGAGAACACCAACACAUGCACAGACAGCCUCGUCACUGCUCUAGACGACGAGACUCUGCUCAUUACUGAUUUCCUAGGCGACACAGGCAACGAGAUGAAUUACAAGGGCAGUGGGAAGGUCCACUUUGGAGUGGACGAUGUGUCCCUCUAUGGGACGCCGAAAGAGGAGCCGGGCCCGGGCCUUCCGGGCCAGGAGGUCAAGCAGAGCUUCCUGAAGAAUCAGCUUCAGGCACUGUUCCAACCAACGGACAACAAGUUGGCCAUGAAGCUCUUCGGGAGCAAGAAGGCGCUUAUGAAGGAACGGAUCAGACAAAAAGCCGCAGGUCACUGGGUCAUCCAUCCUUGCUCCAGUUUUCGAUUCUACUGGGACCUCUGCAUGCUCCUCCUAUUGGUAGCUAAUUUGAUAAUUCUGCCAGUCGCCAUUAGUUUUUUCAAUGACGACCUAAGCACUAGAUGGAUAGCCUUCAACUGCCUUUCCGACACGAUAUUCCUUGUAGACAUCGUCGUCAACUUCAGGACGGGUAUAAUGCAGCAGGAUAAUGCCGAACAAGUGAUAUUGGAUCCGAAGUUAAUUGCGAAACACUACCUCAGGACUUGGUUCUUUCUCGACCUCAUCUCUUCUAUACCACUAGAUUAUAUUUUCCUCAUAUUUAAUCAAUUUCAGGACUUCAGCGAGUCCUUCCAGAUCCUGCAUGCUGGACGUGCUCUCAGGAUUCUCAGGCUUGCAAAACUGUUGUCACUCGUUAGAUUACUACGUUUGUCAAGACUGGUGCGGUAUGUCUCGCAAUGGGAAGAGGUCUAUAUAUUGCAGAACCUACAAAAAAAACGCACUGAGCGGAGGGGGCGCCUAAGUUCUGACAAUAUGACUAAAAAGAAGUCCGGUUUCAGCAAAAGCGAACUUAUUUUUAAGUUCCUGAAUAUGGCGUCAGUGUUCAUGCGGAUAUUUAACCUGAUCUGUAUGAUGCUCUUAAUCGGCCAUUGGAGUGGCUGUCUGCAAUUUUUGGUCCCUAUGCUUCAAGGUUUUCCCAGUAAUUCAUGGGUAGCCAUUAAUGAGUUACAGGACUCAUUCUGGCUGGAGCAAUACUCGUGGGCUCUCUUCAAAGCUAUGUCGCACAUGCUGUGUAUCGGGUACGGUAGGUUUCCGCCACAAUCGUUAACCGACAUGUGGCUGACCAUGCUCAGUAUGAUCAGUGGUGCGACGUGCUACGCUCUUUUCCUCGGACACGCGACGAAUCUCAUUCAAUCCCUCGAUUCCUCGAGAAGACAAUACCGCGAGAAGGUGAAACAAGUAGAGGAAUACAUGGCCUAUCGAAAACUACCGAGAGAAAUGAGACAAAGAAUCACGGAGUACUUCGAACAUCGCUACCAAGGAAAGUUCUUCGAUGAGGAGCUAAUUCUUGGAGAACUCUCGGAAAAAUUGAGAGAAGAUGUGAUAAACUACAACUGCAGAUCGCUGGUGGCGUCCGUGCCCUUCUUCGCGAACGCCGAUUCGAAUUUCGUCUCGGAUGUCGUCACGAAACUCAGAUACGAAGUCUUCCAGCCAGGUGAUAUCAUCAUUAAGGAAGGUACUAUCGGCUCGAAAAUGUACUUUAUACAAGAAGGCAUAGUCGAUAUCGUAAUGGCGAAUGGAGAAGUCGCGACUUCGUUGUCGGACGGAUCUUACUUCGGCGAAAUCUGUCUGUUGACAAACGCGAGGAGAGUAGCAUCGGUCCGAGCGGAGACCUAUUGCAAUCUCUUCAGCCUCUCGGUGGAUCAUUUCAACGUCGUGCUGGACCAGUAUCCACUAAUGCGCAGAACAAUGGAGAGCGUUGCCGCCGAGAGGUAUAAGCUUUGGCUAAACAAAAUCGGAAAGAAUCCUAAUCUGGUGGCUCAUCGCGAGGAGGAUCUUGGCAGUGAAUCAAAAACGAUAAACGCUGUGGUGAACGCGCUCGCGGAACAGGCCGCGCAUGCCAGCGCCAGCGAAGAAUCGGUGCAUAGUAUGGAGCUUAGAACGCUGCCGGCUUGUCUGUUACCCAGACCAAAGUCGGAGAAUAAUUUCGCGAGUGAGGAACUUACGAGAGAAGGACGGAGGAUCUUCCACAAGAGCGACACUUUUCACAAGGACUCGUAUCAAUGACGACACUCGUUUUAUUAGCAUACACAGAGAUAUUAACGGCUCCAUGUUGGAACAAUGGAACUUUUCUCAUCGAUAGUAUAUAUAGUCGGUGGUUGGUUUUGCGUCCAGUGUUCGGGCGAAGUCCUAUAGCAGCGGUCUAUACAUAGAUAUCGGCCAUGCAAGUAGUCUUUUAGCGAUCGCGAUUUAUAGAGCCUUCUUGUAUUAAUCUGACGGCAUUUUCGUCCGGGACCGUAAAACCGCCGUAAGACAAUUGAUUCCUAUGCUCCAGCCAUGAUGCAGAUUAAUACAUAUGUACAUAUUAUUAAUUGCAAUUUAUAUAUAUAUAUAUAUAUAUAUAUAU
Molecule: messenger RNA, 3350 nt
Organism: Linepithema humile (Argentine ant)
Lineage: Eukaryota; Metazoa; Arthropoda; Insecta; Hymenoptera; Formicidae
Source: RefSeq, a predicted model, not a curated record